AAUUAUGUUAUCACAAAUUAACCGUUGGAAAACUUUACACUGGCUUGUUAAUUCUUGAAAAUUACAGAGCAAAGAAAUCAGGCGCUGAGUUGGCCAAGCGCAAACGGCAAAGAGCCGCACUUCUACUUAUGACUCAUCGUCAUGCAUUAUUUUUAUUGGAUGACGAAAAAGAGAGACCAUAUUCGUUAUUUUCAACAUUGGUUGAUACAAUUAAAGCGGUAAAAACUGAUAGUGGCGGAAAUUCACCGAAUAGUCAAUUAUCGCCUAAACAAAGUUUUACAGUUGUUGAUAAACAAACUGCUGGUCAUCGUCUCUCAGGAAUUAUCUCAAAAAUACGCAGUCGAGAAGGCAGCAUAAACAACAAUGAUUCACCACAACAGAUAAAACAAGUGCAAUCAUCACAACGAUUACAAAAAGAUUCACCGUAUUAUUCACGUAGUAUCACUCUAUGUAGUCCGAAUUCACCAACUGGUCAUUAUUAUCGUAGACGAAGACGUUCACGUUCCUUAGAAGCUUCACCAUCACGUUCAAAUUAUAUCCAACAAACAUCACGAGGUUAUAAUUCACCGACGCAAUUAAGUAAUUUUACAAAGCUACGAGGAGAGGGAUAUUCAUGUCCUCAAGUACCACCACAUCGAUCAAUACAUAAUGAUGAUGAUGAUGAUGUUGAUAAUAAUGAUGAUGGUAAUGAUAAUGGAAGUUUAUCAUUGAUUGAUGGUUAUUUGCCGAAUCGAUCACGACGAUUAUCACCGACACGUACAACUCUUAUGAAUAACCGUAUCUAUUCAGGUACACCAUCACCACAAAUGGUUACGGAUGAUGAUGAUGAACCAAUGCCAAGCGUAGUAUGUCAACGAAGACUUCCAUUAAUUGGUACAUUACCUCUAACAACAUCAUUACGUUCAUCAGAUCAUUAUACAACUCCGUAUCAUACGGCACGAAGUGAUCUUGACGUAAGUGGCGGUAGUGGUGCUACUUACUAUACACCAACCGACGAUAUACCAUCACCAUCUCCCAGUUCUGCGCACAAUUUCUCCACUUAUGGACAACGUAGUAAUUUUCGAUCACGAUUACCUGUUGGUUAUAAUGAUUGGAGGACAUCAUCUGUUACCGUUGGCUAUCAUGGUAAUAAUAUUACACCAUAUAGUCGAGUAUCACGUAGUGGUAAUAGUGCACCAACGAUAAUUUAUGCCGGUAAUCGAUUACGGCCAAUGAUACGAGUAAUACGAGCCCAACCAGGUAAUAUGCCACUCAGCGAUUCUGAUAACGAUGAACCAAAAUGGGCUGUUGUUUAA
Messenger RNA from Cercopithifilaria johnstoni, 1295 nucleotides. NCBI's taxonomy places the organism in Eukaryota, Metazoa, Nematoda, Chromadorea, Rhabditida, Onchocercidae. The record is from the annotation of a GenBank genome assembly.